UCGAUAGAGUUGUGUUGGGAGAGCCUAUGUCACUAACCCCUUUGUCUGCCCCUCUUUCGGAGCGAUUCUUUUCUCAUUCUUUCGUCGGACUCUCUGUCUCCUUUUGACGGCGGCACCAACGACAAAGCAAGCAAGCAGUGAUAACAUCUAUCUAUCUCUCCGUCUAAACCAAUUGAUUAGGCUAGAUCCCAAUUCUUCGAGUAUCGAUUCUUCUUCAAUCCUUUUUAUGUGAAUAUUCUCCUAAAGCAGCAACCUCUUGGGUUCUUCUUCUUCUGGUAACUGAUGGGGAAGAAAGCGAAGAAGAAGGCCCGAGCUCCAACAAAGGAGAUUCAGACCAUGGAAAUUUCCAAGAAGGUCUCAGAAGAGCCGCCUAGUCAAGCCGGGGAAAUUGCUGAGGGUGACGUUAAAGCAGUUAAGGAGACACAAGCUUGUGUGCAUUUCGAUAAGGCUCUUAAUUUGGAGAAGGUGUUGGAUAAGAUUAAGUCAUCCCGGCAGAUUAAGUGUGCAGAAUGCAAUGAAGGAGUGUAUGGAAAGAGAGGAACUAAAGCAAAGGGCAGUAAAGGGAAGAAGGAUUUUUCUUCUUCUGAUCCAAAAUCUAAUAACAAAGCCAUUUGGCUAUGUUUGGAAUGUGGCUGUUAUGUUUGUGGAGGUGUUGGUUUACCAAAUGGACCUCAGAGCCAUGUUUUGCGACACAGCAGAGUGACACGUCACCGAUUGGUGAUUCAAUGGGAAAAUCCUCAGUUAAGAUGGUGUUUCCCGUGCCAGUUGCUUCUCCCUGUUGAAAAAGAAGAUAAUGGCGAGAAGAAAGAUGUACUGUCAGAGGUUGUUAAAUUGAUUAAAGGACGAUCUUUGAACAAUUUAGCUUCAUCCGAUAUCGAAGAUCAGUGCUCAGGAAGUGGCAGUAUCACUAGUGAUAUCAAACUAGAAGGUGCUGUGACCAGUGAUAUAGAAGCAAGAGAUGGUUAUGUUGUGCGAGGUUUAGUUAACCUUGGGAACACAUGUUUCUUUAAUUCGAUAAUGCAGAAUCUUCUUUCUUUGGAUCGGUUACGCGAUCACUUCUUGAAAGAGAAUGGGUCUGGGGUCGGUGGGCCUCUUGCGUCUUCCCUGAGGAAAUUAUUCACUGAAACGAAACCAGAGGCAGGCUUGAAGAGUGUGAUAAAUCCUAGAGCCUUUUUUGGGUCUUUCUGUUCUAAGGCACCCCAGUUCCGGGGAUAUGACCAGCAUGAUAGCCACGAGUUGCUACGCUGUUUGCUAGAUUCGUUGAGCACCGAAGAAUCGGCCUUGAGAAAGAAGCGUGGUGUUUCUGAUAAUGAUGAGAAAUCUACUACUCUCAUAGAAUCUGUAUUUGGAGGCGAAACGUCGAGCAUUGUUAGUUGUAUGGAGUGCGGGCAUUCCUCAAAAGUCUAUGAACCAUUUUUGGAUCUCUCCUUACCCGUACCAUUCAAGAAAAGCCCUCCUAAAAAACCACAACCUGUUUCUCGAGCAAAAAAAGCUAAGCUUCCACCUAAGAGAGUCCCAAAGAAUGUGUCAAAAGUAAGUAAGGUUUCAAAAGUUCUCCCAGGUAUGGUUCUUUCGGAACUGAACUCUUCCGGAAAAUCUAUGGCUGUCACAGCUGAUUCGGAUACAUCCUGUUCCAGUUUAGCACCCCUUGAUAAUGGUCCGGUUUUAGAAACUCCUUCAGUUCUAACCCUUGACAAUAAUCAGGCCUCAGAAAGUGCAUCACAAAGUGAUACUGGUUUCGAUGGCUCCUGGUUGGAUUUUAUCGGACCAGAAACCUCUGGAGAUGAGACGAAUUUGGAUAUGCAAGAAGAUGGUAUUGAUAAUGUCAUUACAGCUGAGGUUAAUCAAAUUGUUCCCAGUCCAAAUAUUGUGGCGAAUAGCUCAGUUUCAUCGGGUGAUCAGACUUUGGAAGGUAAUACAGAGAGGCUGAUGCAAGAUUAUGAAGAAAUUGCAAAGGCGGAAGCCAAUUUGGAUGAAAAAGAUGUACAAGCUAUGCAGUCUGAUGAAUGCCCAGCUACAAGUGGUAUUUCUGCUGAAUUCAGUCAAGCUAGUUGCAUUGGUUGUGAUCCUGGUAUAGGGGAAAGUUCUUCCUCGGUGAAUCCUUGGGACGAGGAAGAGCUUCCUUUGGUGGUUGCAGAUUCGCAAAUUUUGUACAUGCCAUACAAAGAAAUAUCCUGUAAUGAUAAAUCAGUUGAAGGUGAGUGUGAAGCUUCAUCUUCAUUUGUUACUGGUGAUCAUGAACCACAAAACAGUGAUUUUGUUGAUUUUGGCGGUUUAUUUGAUGAGCCUGAGACUACUGAGGGACCUGUUUUUGGACCUCCUUCCAAGGCUGAAGCCUCGGGAGUUGGUUUUAUGGCGUUCAGCAGCGAGUCUGAUCCUGAAGAAAUCGAUGAUUCGGAUUUACCGGUGUCUGUAGAGAGGUGUUUGGGUCAUUUCACAAAACAUGAGAUACUGUCAGAUGACAAUGCUUGGAACUGCGAGAACUGUUCAAAGAACCUGAAACUCCAACGGUUGAGAGAAAAGCGAAAAUCCAAUGAAGAUGAAUCGAGAUCAAGCAACACCAGCAACGGAUGGGUGAAAGAAAAUGAAGAUGAAGGUUUUGGAGAAACCGAAAUUUUGGCUGUUAAACAAGAUCCAAAUGAUACUAGUUGUGUCAAGGAUCAUAGCUCUGAUGGAAGAAAAGCUGCGAGGAUUCACUCAGCUGAUGAAAGUGAAUCCAAAGGAACUCAAGAUGAAGACGAAGAUUCUGAGAAGGUGAUUACAGUGAAGAGAGAUGCAACUAAAAAAGUACUUAUAAACAAAGCCCCACCUGUCCUAACCAUUCAUCUAAAACGAUUCAGCCAAGAUUUGCGUGGUAGGCUAAGUAAAUUAAAUGGUCAUGUUGCUUUCAAAGAGGUCAUCGAUCUUCGACAAUAUAUGGACUCAAGGUGUAGCGGAGAAGACCCGCCCGUUUACAGACUGGCUGGAUUGGUGGAGCAUUCAGGGACGAUGAGAGGAGGUCAUUAUGUGGCGUAUGUUAGAGGAGGUCAGCGGGUUAAAGAGACUGAUUCCUCCUCCACUGCGUGGUAUAACGUAAGCGAUGCAUAUGUUCGUCAGGUUUCAUUGGAAAAGGUUCUGCAUUCUGAAGCGUAUAUCUUGUUCUAUGAACGGAUCUUCUCACAAGAAUGAGAAAUUAUUUUGUUUCCAUUACGAAAGGAAAGAAGAAAACCAGUUUUGAUCUUCUUCCUUACAAUAGCUUUUGCUGGGAAAGUUUUUGACGAUCACAUUAGAUCAAAUACCAUUAAUUUUGUUUUUUCUUAUUAUAUUUUGGAGUCAUGAAAUUUCAUUAUAUGUAUCAUCAGAAACAUUUCUGAAAGUAUUUGAGCCUCUCCAAUGAGUUACAUUCUUUUAUACAGAAAAAGAGUUGGUUCUAGAUUCGCAGAAUUUGAAGCUUCUUGC
Molecule: messenger RNA, 3438 nt
Organism: Arabidopsis thaliana (thale cress)
Lineage: Eukaryota; Viridiplantae; Streptophyta; Magnoliopsida; Brassicales; Brassicaceae
Gene: UBP2
Product: ubiquitin-specific protease 2
Exons: 3
Coding region: 283-3168 (961 amino acids)
Biological process (GO): protein deubiquitination
Molecular function (GO): cysteine-type deubiquitinase activity; zinc ion binding
Source: RefSeq, marked reviewed